CAAGGAUUCGCCGGUCUUGAACUUUAUUCCGAGCUGACUGACUCCUAACGAAUUUACGUGGUUCUGGUGAGAUGAGUCGCAUGCAGAACGGCCAAAUACCAAUUUCCCUGAAGAGGCCAAGCGAAGAAAGUUCCACCCACUCCGAAGAUACCACAGUGCACAAGUACAACUACAACCAUCACAGCAGCGAUUCUAAUAAUAAUAACAACCCUCCCGAUAUUGAAAAAUGUCAGCCCUACCGGGGGUAUAGGCGACACGAUGAUCACGAUGACGAUGAUGACAAUGGCAAUGACACGGAGAUUCUGAGCAAUGCUAGUGGUGAUAGCAUAUUUAGUAGUAGCAGAGAUGGACGACAAAGGUCACGGGUGGUGAUGUUCUACGCGGCGUGUUAUGUUGCUUUUGCCAUCUUGUCGUUCUUCUCCGCUGCUUAUUACUUUUUGUGCUGGAUGCCCUAUGAACCGUCCAACAGUGAUCCAUUCCCGGGCCGUCAUCGGUGAUGCACAAUAUCCUCACCUACUAAGCUACACAGUUAACCGAGGGGAUGCGCAUAUCAGUCGAUACUCAGAACAAAGCCCAAUACGGACUCCUAUGCAGCGG
Aspergillus eucalypticola CBS 122712 is the source of this 597-nucleotide messenger RNA. RefSeq lists its product as uncharacterized. The transcript is spliced from 3 exons. The coding region runs from base 72 to 497 and encodes 141 amino acids. The record is from RefSeq and is a predicted model, not a curated record. Lineage: Eukaryota; Fungi; Ascomycota; Eurotiomycetes; Eurotiales; Aspergillaceae.